Pungitius pungitius (ninespine stickleback) is the source of this 1835-nucleotide messenger RNA. RefSeq names its product guanine nucleotide-binding protein subunit alpha-13-like. The transcript is spliced from 5 exons. The record is from RefSeq and is a predicted model, not a curated record. Gene Ontology annotation, molecular function: G-protein beta/gamma-subunit complex binding; D5 dopamine receptor binding; GTPase activity. NCBI's taxonomy places the organism in Eukaryota, Metazoa, Chordata, Actinopteri, Perciformes, Gasterosteidae. Gene Ontology annotation, cellular component: brush border membrane; heterotrimeric G-protein complex. Gene Ontology annotation, biological process: adenylate cyclase-activating G protein-coupled receptor signaling pathway; Rho protein signal transduction. Bases 40 to 1191 code for a protein of 383 amino acids.
AACGCGCAUCAAAUUAGCAUCGAUGAAGUUUGUGCGAACAUGGCGGAUUUCCUGCCGACCAGGUCCGUGUUAAAAGUUUGUCUACCCGUCUGCCUGCUGAACAGCGGAGAGGUGGACCAGCUCCGAAAGUCCAAGGAGAUCGACCGAAACAUCUCCCGGGAGAAAACGUACGUUAAACGGCUGGUGAAGAUCCUGCUGCUCGGAGCGGGCGAGAGCGGCAAGUCGACUUUCCUCAAACAAAUGCGGAUCAUCCACGGCCAGGACUUCGACCAGCGGGCGCGAGAGGACUUCCGAGCCACGAUUUACAGCAACGUCAUCAAAGGUGUCCGCGUGUUGGUGGACGCGCGGGAGAAGCUGCACAUCCCGUGGGGCGACCCGGAGAACCAGAGGCACGGCGAGAGCCUGAUGGCCAUCGACACCCGGUCGGCCAAGAUGGCCAGCGGGCAGCUGGAGACGUCCGUCUUCCUGCGGUACCUGUCCGCCAUCAGAGCCCUGUGGGACGACUCGGGGAUACAGAACGCCUACGACCGCCGCCGGGAGUUUCAGCUGGGUGAGUCAGUGAAGUAUUUCUUGGAUAAUCUGGAUAAGCUUGGCGACCCGGAGUACGUUCCCACUCAGCAGGACAUCCUGCUGGCUCGCAAGCCCACCAAGGGCAUCCACGAGUACAACUUUGAGAUCAAGAACGUCCCCUUCAAGAUGGUGGACGUGGGGGGGCAGCGGUCGGAGCGAAAGCGCUGGUUCGAGUGCUUUGACUCCGUCACCUCUAUCCUCUUCCUCGUCUCGACCUCCGAAUACGACCAGGUGCUGAUGGAGGACCGGCUGACCAACCGGCUGCGCGAAUCUCUCAACAUCUUCGAGACCAUCGUCAACAACCGCGUCUUUGUCAAAGUUUCCAUCAUCCUCUUCCUCAACAAGACGGACCUGCUGGAGGAGAAGGUGAAGAGCGUUCCGCUCAAGGACUACUUUCCAGAGUACACCGGGCAGGAGCACGACCUGCCGGAUGUGCAGGCGUUCAUGGUGGAGUGCUUCAUGGACAAGAGGCGCGACGCCACCCAGAAGCCCGACGCCACCCAGAAGCCCCUCUACCACCACUUCACCACGGCCAUCAACACGGAGAACAUCAGGCUGGUGUUCCGGGACGUCAAGGACACCAUCCUCCACGACAACCUCAAGCAGCUCAUGCUCCAAUGACACCUGUCCCCCUGUGAAGAUGGAGGACCCGACUGGGGACAGACCACCUCUCACUCCCCAGCCUCCUCCCCCCGCCCCCCCCCUCGCUCCUGACGAGGACUUGGGACAGAUCCGCCUCAGAAGAAUCCGUUAGACGUCAGCAUUCUUCUCCAGACGUUUUUAUAUUAGUUUUUACCCUCCUCUCUGAAAAGUCUCCCCAUGGUCUGGUUGGGGAACGAGUCCGCCCGGCAGACCCCUCCCUCCUCCACCUCCCACCUGUAGUUCUACAGAAAGACGAGCAGCCGGUUUGGAAGUUGAACAUGCAUACAAAAUCACUCUUAUUCCUGUUGCACGCUCCACUGCUGCUUUGCGAAUGUGGUCCAUCCGCCCCCUUUAGUUUGGAGAAGCGUUCGCCCUCUUGCUGAUGAUUUGGAGACUUUCCAAUUGUUUCUGUUAUCGCGGCGCCGCUCCUCCUCCUUCUCGUCCGAAUUGUCACCUUAUUAUUAUUAUUAUUAUUAUUAUUAUUAUUAAUAUUAUUAUUAUUAUUUUUUCUCGGCCUGGAGAUGGGCGAGUUAAAAACGGGGGCCGGCCAGCGGACAAUUUCUGCCAGGACGAGGACCAGUUCAUCGAUGGCGGGAAGAAAAAAAAAAAAACACGUUCAAAAA